Messenger RNA from Vidua chalybeata, 2081 nucleotides. RefSeq names its product interferon-induced protein with tetratricopeptide repeats 5-like. The record is from RefSeq and is a predicted model, not a curated record. NCBI's taxonomy places the organism in Eukaryota, Metazoa, Chordata, Aves, Passeriformes, Viduidae. Gene Ontology annotation, molecular function: protein binding. The coding region runs from base 64 to 1503 and encodes 479 amino acids. The transcript is spliced from 2 exons. Gene Ontology annotation, biological process: defense response to virus; RNA processing. Gene Ontology annotation, cellular component: cytosol.
CAGUGGGCAGCACUCCUUUGGCUUUGGGGCUGCCUGAAGACAAGUGAGCAGAGCAGAAAAACCAUGAGUACCGUUUCCAAGGAUUCCUUGAAGACUUCCCUGUUGCAGUUAGAAUGUCAUUUUACAUGGGCUUUGCUGAAGAAGCAUGUAAGUCUUGAGGCCCUAGAGGAAACCAUACUUGAUCAUAUCAAAUUUUUGGUAGGAUAUGAGAUUAGAGAUUAUAAUAUGCUCUCCUAUGUAAAUCACCUAAAGAAUUCAAAUGAGGAAGCCCUGGAAAACCUCAAAAAAGCUGAAGAAGCUAUUCAAAAACGUCAUCCAGAUGAAAUUGCCAGGAGAAGUCUUACUACCUGGGGGAACUAUGCCUGGAUCUAUUACCACAUGCAGAGAUAUGAAGAAGCUCAAACUUAUGUAAGCAAAGUGGAAAACAGCUGCAAAAAGCUUUCAAGUACUGCUGAUGGGAAGAUUCAGCUUCCAGAGAUCUACGCUGAGCAAGGAUGGGCAUUACUGCGUUUUGGGAGGAAUUACUUUGAGAGGGCAAAGAAUUGCUUUGAGAAAGCUAUGAAGAGUGAGCCUGAUAACCCAGAUUUUAACACUGGCUAUGCAACAGCAAUGUAUCGCUUGGAAGGUGACGCUCAGAGGUAUGGUGGAGAGGUAAGGCCAUGCCUCGACGCCCUGAAGCAGGCAGUGGAACUGAAUCCAAAAGACACUACUAUAGCAGCAUUAUUUGCAUUAGAACUUCAGCGAUUAUGUCGAGGUAAUGAAGGGGAGAGGUACAUUGAAGAAGGACUGCAGAAAACCCCUGACUUUCCUGUUUUCCUGCGACAUGCUGCUAAUUUUUACAGAAAGAAAGGAGAAGUGAACAAGGCAGUGGAGAUUUUGAAGAAGGCCCUAGCACUGACGCCAAAGUCUGUCGUUCUGCAUCACCAACUAGGACUCUGCUACAAAUUCAAGGCACUUCAAUUGAAAAGGACAAGACACUCACCUCAAGAGGAAAUGGCGAAUCUUGUGCAGCUUGCCAUUUUUCAUUUUAAAACAGCGAUUGACAAAAAGCCAGUAUUUUUUAAUGCCUAUAGAGACCUAGCAAUCACAUAUGCAAUAGGCAAGAGGUAUGAAGAAGCAGAAGAGAUAUUUCAGAAAGUGCUUCAGAGAAAUGAUGUAGACUGUGAUGAAAAACAAGAUAUCUACUUCAAUUAUGCCCAUUUUCAGCAGUUUCACAUGAAGUCAGAAUCAAAAGCCAUUAAAUAUUACAUAGAAUGUCUGAAAAUUGAAACAAAUUCCUAUUCAAGAAAAAAGUGCAGUGAAGCUGUGGAGACAUUAUUGAAACAGAAAAUUGAGAGCGGUUUAGGAGAUGCCACCAAUAUUGGUACACUUGGACUCGUUCAUAACCUAAAUGGUAAGAAACAAGAAGCAAUUGAAUGCUAUGAGAAAGCCAUUGCUUUGGAUCCCAACAAUGAAGAAUAUCUCAAUGCAUUAGCUGAGCUACAACUUUCCAUCUCAAGCUAAAGCUCACAAAAAUCCUGUGUACCAAAAAAUUGUGUACCCCAAACCGAGGAGGUUUCAACACUCUCAAAACUUUUUUUGUUUUUUGUUUUUCUUUUGAAGGUAGACAUUAUGACCAAAUGGAAUACAGAUGGCAUCACUUUACACUCAUACUAUAGAAACUGCAGACAACGAUCGUUGAUUUGUUCAUUCACUAACAGAGCGCAUGCUUGGAUAGCUAUAUAAUAUAUAUUUAUAGGUAAUCUAACUUGGUAUAAAUGUUGUAUUUAAGCGAUGGUCUGUAGAACUUCUAUGCUGAAAUCAGUUAUUACCUUCUGCUUAGAAAAAGAUAAGAGAAUCAUAUUGUUGUAUUUUGUCUGUAUACUUGAAGGGCAUGUUUACACACAAAUAGAAUUUUGGAAGCUUUUUUAAGUAUUUCAAAAGUAUCUUUUGUAGAAGAAACUUCUGUUGAAGGCUUGUUCAGUUUACUACUUUGUAUGCUGUUUAAUUAUGAAAAAUAAACUCUGUUUAGCUAGUCCACUGGAAAGCUUACAAAACGUGUAUUAUUGUUGUGAGCUAUUAAAGUCUGUUGAAUCUGUGAA